This is a messenger RNA of Symbiodinium sp. CCMP2592, 615 nucleotides long. Lineage: Eukaryota; Dinophyceae; Suessiales; Symbiodiniaceae. The record is from the annotation of a GenBank genome assembly.
AUGGGAUUGGCUAUGCGAGUUCUUGACCGAAACGUCUGGAACUCCACAAAGGCAUUUGCAGAGGCCCUCAAUAUUUGGGAUGAUCAGUCCAGCGAGAGGCUCACAACUUGUGGAGGCGGCAGCACAAGGAAUGGGAGGCGGACUACAUCAGACGCAGUUGGAGCGGCAGAAGCAAGCCCAAAAGGAUGGCAAGUCUGUACCAGAGGUGUACCACCUGGUCCACCGGAAAUGCGCAAAGGAACGGAACCGGUUGUUGUUCCACAAAUUGUCGGCGAUUCGCAUGUUCUUGAGCAGUGGAUACAUCCCGACGAAGCCGACGAAGUGGAGGCUAACUUUGCGGAUGCAAAUGAGAAGACGCCCAUAGUGGCCGUGGCCACCUCCGAGAUGAAAUCAGAUCUGAGGAGUCCGACUCCAUGCAGGUCGAAGUUCUUUGAGAGCUUCGGUCGCUCUCGUGCACUUCGUAGAAAGUGCCUGUACAGGCGGGCGCAACGGUUUUCACAAGGCCGCCAAGAAAGUCAGGAGGCCCCUUCUCCGACUUUUCCUUCACUCGCACUUGGCGACAAAAAGACAGAUGCAGUCAUUUUGCCGACAAUUCCUCCAGCAUCCGAGCAAUGA